Molecule: messenger RNA, 2149 nt
Organism: Moneuplotes crassus
Lineage: Eukaryota; Ciliophora; Spirotrichea; Euplotida; Euplotidae
Source: the annotation of a GenBank genome assembly
AAUUAUACGUCAUCAAAUAUGAAAGCCAACGAUAACGAAUACGUCAUCCUUUCUGUCAAAGGAUAUAAGAAAUUAGCAGGAAUUGAUAAUACAGGGAAGAACUUGUAUUGGACAACAGAUAUUAAUACUGAGAUCCCUAUUAAAAUGAAGUUACAAAAGCAAGAUGGAUAUGAGCCACUCAUGCCAAAAACUUUGUCUGAGUACCUCAUUCAUAAUGUUGAGAACUAUCCAGAAGACCCUUGUCUCCAUGCUGAACUUAUGAAAGGAACUUGGACAACCUGGAAUUGGGCACAGGUCUUUGAUAUCUCUUUCAGAUUCGCCAAAGCAUUAGUCGCUAUUCAUGCGACUCAUAGAUCUUCUGUUAAUAUCAUUGGGUUCAACUCUCCUUACUGGAUGUUUGCCUUCUUCGGAACUAUCAUGGCUGACAACAUUGCUGUUGGAGUGUACACUACAAAUGAGCCUGGGGCUUGUCAAUAUGUUGCUGAACACAGCUCAGCAGAGGUUGUAGUAGCUGAAGAUGAGAAGCAAAUGCAGAAGUAUAUCUCAGUGCUUGAUCAGCUUCCUAAACUCAAAAGAAUUAUUGUUUGGAACACAGAUAGAUUUAUUAAAAGGCCUCAUCCACUUGCUAUUGGGUGGGAGGAAUUCCUUGAUCUUGCAAAUGACCAAACUGAGUCUGAUCUUACAAAUGAAGAGAUUGUUAAAGAGAGAAUCAAAAAUCAAGUUCCUGGAAUGUGCUGUAAUAUCGUAUACACAAGUGGAACUACUGGGAAUCCUAAAGGAGUAAUGCUCACUCAUGACAACCAGCAAUUUGUAAUUAUUCAGAUGAUUAAAAAUGCUGAAGAUGAAGGGUUCGAAAGCGGAAAAGAAAGAGUUGUCUCCUAUCUUCCUCUCUCACAUUCUGCAGCUCAAGCUAAUGAUGUCUUGGGUACUAUUGUCUUUAGAAAUCAAGUGUACUUCGCAAGACCAGAUGCUCUCCAAGGGAGUUUAGUUGAAACUAUGCAAUAUGCCAAGCCUACUAUUUUCCUUGCCGUGCCAAGAGUUUAUGAAAAAAUGGAGGAGAAACUCAAAGAAAUAGCUUCUCAAGCCCCAGGUGUCCUUCAAAGAUUAUCUAAUUGGGCGAAAACUAAAGGAGCUGCUCAUACAGAGGCUAGGCUUCAAGGGAAGCCAAACCCAUUCGGAUAUUCUUUGGCUCAUUUCUUAGUUCUAGGACGUAUCAAGAAGGCACUUGGACUCGAAGAAGCUAAAGUUCUGAUAGUUGGAGCUGCUCCUCUUAAGAAGGCUACCUUCGACUACUUCAAAUCCUUGGAUAUGCCCAUUGUUAACAGUUAUGGAAUGAGUGAAUGUAAUGGUCCAGAAACUGUGUCUAAAGUCAAGAAGUACAAAGAAGAUACUGUUGGAUUCGCAAUCCCUGAGACACAUAUCAAGAUUGAAUCAAGAGAGCAAACUGAAGGAGGGUAUGAGAACGAAGGCGAAAUUUGUUUCAGAGGAAGAAACAAUUUUAUCGGAUACCUGAACAAUGAGGAAAAGACUAAAGAAACAUUAGACCAAGACGGCUACAUUCAUUCAGGAGAUAUUGGAACCAAAGAUGAAGAAGGAUUUGUUAAAAUCACUGGGAGAAUUAAGGAGCUCAUUGUGACCGCUGGAGGUGAGAAUGUAGCCCCAGUUCUUAUUGAAGAUUCUUUGAAAGACAUCUGCCCAAUUAUCAGUAACGUCAUGGUUAUUGGUGAUGAUAAAAAGUUCCUGAGUGCUUUGAUUACUCUCAAGGUAGAAGUAGACAACUCUGAGGGGCUAAACACACCAACCAAGGAUUUGACUCCAAACGUGAAAACUUUCUUGUCCAAAGAGCUGAAUAUCAAAGGAGUGACUACUACUGAUGACGCAAUCGACAAUGAGGAUAUCCAGAGAUAUAUUCAAGAGAAGAUAGACGAGAACAACAAGAUCUCGAUCUCAAGGGCUCAAUACAUCAGGAAGUACAGGAUCUUGCCCACUGAUUUCAGUAUCGAAGGCGGAGAACUCACUCCCACACUGAAGCUGAAGCGUAACAUUGCUAUUGAGAAGUACAAGGAUAUUAUUGAAGAGAUGUACACUGAGGAGGAGCCACAGAAAGCUAAAAUUUAAACCCUGUGCUAAGUUACCAUUUUGGGCUCAA